UCCAACAAACAUGGCGGCGCCCGGGACACGAAAGAAAGUUAUCCAGAAAGAUGACUUAAAACGUUUGAUGAGAGAGCGAAAGGAGGCACUAAGCCAGUCAUCAAAGAAGAUUACGUCGCCAUACGCAAGGUACAACAGUUUAGGUCAACUGACUUGUUCGGUAUGUGUGGUCCACGUGAAGAGCGAGACUCUGUGGACGGCUCACGUUCUUGGGAAAGCGCACAAACAGUCCACCUCAAAAAAGGCAAAGGGGCCUCUCCUUAUGGCUGAUUACUCGUCAGAUGAGGACAUGGACGUUGGUGAGUCCACACCAAAUCCAAAGCCCACAGAAUCUGCACUUCCGAAAGACUUUUUUGAUAAACCAUCCGUGAAUCAGCCCAAAGAAACUACUGCAAGUCAGCCUCCACAGCCAAAGCCACAGACAUCGUCUAAAAAGGCACCUGCAGAAGCCUUACCAGAGGGCUUCUUUGAUGACCCUGUCUUGGAUGCAAAGGCAAGGAAUGUGGAAUACAAGGACCCGAUUGAAGAGGAGUGGGAGAAGUUUAAGAAGGAAAUAGCGGAGGAAACGACGGUGUCGGAAGCUAUCAUGGCUGAAGAUAUAGAGGAGAGCAAGGUGGAGCGUGACAUAGAAGAAAUAGAUGAGCAGAUUCACAACUGGCAACGGGUUGACCAGCUGCAGCAGAGGAAAGAAGAGCUCAUGAAGAAGGAAGUCACCGUAGAGGAAGACAAUCAGGACGACAAGAGUGAUUUGGAAGAUGAAGAGUACGAGGAAUUCCUUAGCUGGCGAGCGAAGGGUGUAUGGAAAGAAUGAAUGCAUUUCACUUUGUCUUCUUAUGGAGUGAUCAAGGGAUGCCUUGCUCUACCGGUGUCUCCCUUGGAAGAACUUCAACAUGUGAUGUCCAUCAAUGCCUCAGUACUUUCUCUGAAACUUCUGGCUGCCUCUGCUAGACUCUGCUGUUGUGUGGAAGAAACUAUUCCAGCUUCAUCUCUUCCUGUGAGCUAUUCUGGACAUCUGAAAAAUAUAGGAUAUUGCGCCAGAGAUGUUGUGAAGAGUGUUGCACGACGCGUCGUCACGCCACUGCAACAUCAUUAAGACAUUGUUCAUUGCCAUAGUCACAGGCUUUUGAGUUGCAUUAAAGUUGUAUAAAGUGUACAGUUUUAAAAUAACAUUGUAGUCGUUGUAUAUUUGUUUUCACUCUCAGGCGAUGCAUCUCAUGCAUUUAUGGUCAUCCUGAAGUAUUGUUUUCUGAGAAACUAAAAGAGGUAUUUACAUAA
This is a messenger RNA of Rhipicephalus microplus (southern cattle tick), 1275 nucleotides long. Its product is annotated as zinc finger protein 830. The record is from RefSeq and is a predicted model, not a curated record. Gene Ontology annotation, biological process: mitotic DNA damage checkpoint signaling; mitotic DNA replication checkpoint signaling; nuclear DNA replication. Gene Ontology annotation, molecular function: zinc ion binding; nucleic acid binding. NCBI's taxonomy places the organism in Eukaryota, Metazoa, Arthropoda, Arachnida, Ixodida, Ixodidae. Gene Ontology annotation, cellular component: nucleus; spliceosomal complex.